Molecule: messenger RNA, 2262 nt
Organism: Capronia epimyces CBS 606.96
Lineage: Eukaryota; Fungi; Ascomycota; Eurotiomycetes; Chaetothyriales; Herpotrichiellaceae
Exons: 2
Coding region: 1-2262 (753 amino acids)
Biological process (GO): proteolysis
Cellular component (GO): fungal-type vacuole
Molecular function (GO): serine-type carboxypeptidase activity
Source: RefSeq, a predicted model, not a curated record
AUGGACGAAAUGGAGGGAGUAUCUUCUCGUACUCUGGCGCAAUUCCCUCCACCCGUUGCCGAUGAGACUCGGAUAACAAUCCUCUCUCCCGUCGAUCCCAAUGUCACAAUCAGCUACCAAAGCGUUCCCAUCGGUACUUGUACAACAGUUUUCGCAACUCAAAAGCAAUUCACUGGCUACAUUACGUUGCCGCCAAACGUUCUGCAGCCCAGUCAGGGGAAUUAUACCAUCAAUGCUUUCUUUUGGUUCAUCGAGGCGAGACAACUUCCAGAGUCGUCCCCUUUAACCAUCUUCAUCAAUGGAGGUCCAGGUUCGAGCAGCAUGGUUGGCCUAUUCCAGGAGUUAGGGCCUUGUCAAGUUAUCGAGAUCUCCGAAGGUCGAUUAGGAACCAUAGCACGGGACUGGGGGUGGGAUCGCAGCAGCAACAUUGUCUUCAUUGAUCAGCCUGUUCAGGUGGGAUUCUCCUACGACACUCCCACGAACGCAUCUCUCAACCUAUUAGACGAGUCAAUUAUCAUGCCCCCAACAGAUGUGCCCAUCACACAACCGGACUAUAGCUUCCUCAAUGGCACAUUCGCUUCGGAAAAUCCGUCUUUUACAGCAAACACGUCACAAAUCGCGGCCCAGUCGAUAUGGCAUUUCUUGCAGACAUUCUUGACCUCUUUUCCUCAAUACAACACUGCCCUUCGUACGCAAGAUACUCAACCCACUGCAGAGAUCCAUCUGUUUACCGAAAGCUUUGGUGGCAGGUAUGGGCCUGCGGUGGGAUCAUUCUUUCAAGCUCAAAAUGAACGCCGUGCUACCGAUGUCGAUUUUUCCAACCGUACGAUCGACGUGAAUCUCAUAUCGCUCGGGAUCAUCAAUGGCUGGAUCGACCUUUUGACCCAGGCUCCGUACCAUCCGAAAUUUGCCUACGAAAACACAUAUGGGAUUGAGGCAAUAUCACAACUCCAACAGUUAAACGCUUUGAGCGCUUACAACAAUGCAGACGGCUGCCAGCAGCUGACUGCAGCCUGUAGAGCGCAAGAGGCGGCACUCGAUCCUCUGGGGAACGGAAAUGUUGAGGUGGUGAACGACGCAUGCUCCCAGGCGCAACUAUAUUGUCAGACAUAUGUCGUCGGACCAUACACCCAAUCGGGACGUUCAAUCUACGACAUUUCUCAGAACUUGCUGGACCCGUUCCCCAGCUCGCUUUACCUAGAUUACCUCAACCAGCGGUCUGUCCAACAGGCCCUUGGCGUCCCCGUGAACUACACGCAAGAUUCAAUGGCUGUCUUCAAGGCCUUCAACACCACUGGCGACUACGCACGCGAUGGCAUGAUCCCGGAUCUAGUGGAGCUGCUGAAUGCUGGCGUUAGAGUCGCUUUGAUCUAUGGGGAUAGAGACUAUAUCUGCAAUUGGCUUGGAGGCGAAGCCGUGUCUUUCGCAAUCGCCGGUCUCGCUGGCCCCUCCUAUCUACCUUGGUAUUCGGCUGGAUAUGCACCGAUCGUGGCCAACAGCUCAUACGUUGGCGGCGUUGUUCGGCAGUAUGGGAACCUCAGCUUCAGCCGGAUCUACGAUGCCGGCCACUUGGUUCCUGCCUAUCAGCCAGAGACGGCCUUCACAGUCUUUUCGCGCAUCAUCCAGGGCACCGACAUCAGCAUGGGCAGUCACGUCGACUUAUCGACGUACACGUCCUUUGGCGAUGAUAAUUCCACACAUCAAAACUCGGCACCUCCGGCCGCUGAACCCACGUGCUUUUUGCGCGCCGUGGAGGCAUCAUGCAACACAGACCAGAAGAACAUGCUUGCCAACAAGGCCGGGGUCAUCAUCAACGGCAUCCUCUACGAUGAGCAGUCGGACUGGCAGUCGCCUGACCCGAGUGUAGUGACCAUGGCGGGUCUACCAGGAACAGCUCCGGCCAGCAUGGUCACCAGCGCACCAGCGCCCGAAAGCACAACUAUACCCGGAACGUCAUCGUCUCUGAGCACUCAUAGCACCAAGGGCGGCAAGACUGAUAGCGCGAGCAGUGAAACAUCCGCAACAGCAGGACCAACUACCUCGUCUGGUCUCCCUACAGGCGUCUAUACCGCCAGUGGUGUGCCUCCGACGUCAACGAGCAGUGGAGGUUCCGGUAAGACGAGUAAUGCGGCGUCGUCGACCACAAAAGCCAACAAUGCUUUCUUUUCUUUCCCCAUGUUUAGAGAUACCCGGCCUUCGACUGCCACGGCGGUGUUUGUGUAUGCCUAUUUCGUCAGCGUUUUGGGUCACCAGUUGAUGUAG